Messenger RNA from Symbiodinium sp. CCMP2456, 873 nucleotides. The record is from the annotation of a GenBank genome assembly. Lineage: Eukaryota; Dinophyceae; Suessiales; Symbiodiniaceae.
GUUGGAGUCGCGUCAUGCGCGGCCCUGAUGCAUCCAGCGAUGAUAAUGGUGCACGGUCAGCGGCCGCUUGCCGAGCUCCCCGGGCCUCCUCGAAGGAGGGGGCAGCUGCAUGCGCAUCGUGUGGAUGCGCCCUUGGUGGCGGCCGUGUCAGCGGGACAAGCCGACGCCGCAGCCCAGCUGCUCGCGGCAGGAGAAAACCCCAACGAUCCUGAUGAGAAAGGACAGACGGCACUCGUUGCUGCCACACUGCAUGGCGACCGCGAUUUAGUGGAAGCCCUGUUGCAGGCGAAGGCAUCGGUGGAUCUGGCCAACGCGAAUGGUGUGACAGCGCCAAUGGUCGCUGCGCACUUGGGCAAGGAAGGCAUCCUAUCACUGCUGAUCGAUGCCAGCUGCAACCUGGAGGCAGAGAACGCGGCGGGUGCCACUGCGCUGGUGGCGGCCGCCGAGGGCGGCCAGCUCGAGUCGGCGAGUCGGCUACUGGAGGCCAAAGCUGACGUGAACCACGUCGGUGCGAUGGGAUCGACACCUCUGUUUGCGGCAGUGCAGGACGGACACCACGAGGUGGUGCGCUGUCUGCUGGAGGCUGGGGCGGAUGCAGAUCACGUCCUCGUGAAUGGCGCCUCCUGUCUCAUGCUUGCUGCUCAACUCGGUGACAUGGAGUCUGUCUUGGCCUUGCUGCAAGCUGGUGCCGAGGUGGACAAGAGAGAUAGGGAUGGCUCUACAGCUCUGAUUCUUGCUUCUCAAGAAGGGCACGAGGCAUUGGUUCCUCUUUUGCUGGAUGCUGGGGCCUCUGUGGACUUGGCACGGCAGGGCUCCAGCGCCCUGAUGGUCGCCGCGCAAGCGGGACAUGGAACGACAGUCGCCGCACUGCUC